AUGUCGGUUGCGGUACUGCCGGACAGUACCACGAACAGCGAAAUCAUCACGGAACAUGCUGCAUAUACUCAAGAAGAUCGACUGGCAGCCAGGCCUCUACAAGAUCGCUCAGUAGAAGCAUGGUGGCCGGAGCAACUGAGAGAGGUGCCGAUCGUGGGGCCUGUGGAAGCGCAGGGAUCGCAGUCCCCCCACUUGCUAGACCAAGUCUCCCAAGCACACCUGCAAGCUUUUCUGUAUCACGCUCUCCCAGACAAGUAUGCGGCGUAUCGUUCGAGCGUCUUCACCGCCGUCAUCGAUGCCCUUGCUGUGAUUGGCGAAGUCGAGACACUCUCGUCCUUGCGGCGGACAGCUGCGAUGAUGUCUAGGGCACAAGAACAUGUCAGGACUGGCACUAACUCACAGCAUCAGGAUGCGAUGAUUCACAAUCCUACUUGGAGUCGUCUUGGGUGGGCGACUUCUAUGGCAGGUAGUAAGGAGCCCGAAAGGACGGGCAGGGUACGGAAGAGGGACAUAGCCCUCGCCAUGCUCACCAACGCAGUCUGGCUGGUUGCCUCGAAUGCGCCGGCAGAAGAGGAGACACUGCGCAAACAGGAAGAGGCCUCUCACAGCCCAGCAUCGACCACACAGUCGGCAAUGUCCGUCAGACGUGAGGGGCUUCCGAGAGGCGUGGGGAUGCCACCUAUGUUCCUUGCUCCUUCGACUCCUACUACUGCCAUCAGCAUCAACAUGUCUGGAUCUCCUGCUCCUGAGCAUGGGUUGGCAGAUCCCUUCUCGUCUCAAGUCCCUGAGGUCAACUCCGAGGACGUCUGCGGCGCUCUUACGACAUCCGACACUUCGACAAUAAGUACCUCUCAGACGUCCAGUCGUGCCGUAGAGAAGCUUUCAUCGCUGAAGGUGCUUCCUCGUGCUACAGACAGAGAGGAUGGUACAGCACGGUCGCAAGAAACAUCACGCUCUUCCUCCGUCUCUUCGCGCAUCUCAGUGGAGACCCUCGGAGAAGAGCUGGGACAGAGGAACUCCGAGGCACAAGUCGACACGGACUGCCAAGGGGAUGCCAAGAUGGUCAUCGCUGCUGUCUUUGCAGAGAUCACGGCGCCUUCAGACGGUGCGCCACCAGCAGCAAGUAGAUCCUCGACGUUCGCGGGCUCGCAAACAUCACGCAUGUCCGUCAUGUCCGACAAGACAGUGGCCGGUCCGUCUCGUCCUGAAGACAUAACGCCGACGCCGAGUGCUAUUGGCAGUCAGAGCCGAAAAGUGUACUGGAAGGCUGAUGUUCUUCGCGGAGAAAGCCUCUUUCCCAGCAGUCAUCCACAUGUCGAUAUGGAUGAGGAUGCGGCAUCAAAAAGGGUUGCGCAGAAAGGAGGCACCUUUGUCAUCACCGCUGACUCAAAUGAAGACGCUCGACUGGUCAAGGAGGCCAUCGCCGUGGCAUUCUAUACUGCAGCCUCAAUGCUAUUAGAAACGGCAUUGUUGCACGAUCUUGGCCAUCGGAGAGUCGUUGUACCAGAAUUGGCAGAACUGACAGAACCGCCUCGAGCGGCAUCUCCAGAUGAUGCCCCGCCGAUAGCAACACCUCCCGUGAGCCAGCCUAUAGCUGCUCACGAGAAGCACCCUGAGCGACAUAAGCGGACCGGAAGCCGAUGGCCCAAAGGGCUGUGGGGUGCUGUGCAGAGUGGUAGCGCAGCUCUGACAGCAGCUCUGUCGAGCAGGGCCUCGACUCCUGAGCAGCCAUCCGAUGAGCACCUCGAAGACCUCAUCAGGGAUCGCGUUAAGCUUGCAAGGAGCCGCACCUUUGACAAAAGCCAGCGUACGUCGGAUGGUACAACUGGAAGAACUCGGACGAUCUCGAGGAGCAGUAUCCCAGCGUCGCUCAGCUCACGCUUGCCGGCUAAGCUCGGGCGUCUCUUUCGAGAGCAGGACAGUCCUCGAUCGUCAGUAGACGGCCUCCCAGAGGAAGGCGAGGUCAGCUCGGUACACUCCUUCGGUCGAGCUUUUGAAGACGCGGAACCGCAGGCAGACCAUCAGAAGGAGAGCGGCUCUGUUUCGAGAACGCAGCCGGCCGGACAAGGCAACAGCGCCGUCAAUGCAGAGGCUGCGCCCCCAAUGCCCCUUUCGAGCUCGCCCGAGCUUUCUCAGCGCAGGCAAGAGUCAGCGCAUCGACGCAUUGCCAUGUCGGGCGAAGCAUUUCUGCGGAGGUUUGCGGAAGCAGAGAGCAUCGCGGUGUUAGUCGGUACUGCUGACUACGCUGUCCAGACAACUCCGUCGUCAGCUUCGCAAACUCCCUUCGCGCGUGCACCCACCCCACAAUCGGCAGGCUACUUUGCAUCUCUCUCUUCAGCAAAGUCAGCUGUCCGCAAGUUCUCAGGUGUGCCCCAAGGCGAAGGUGCCGAGCCGCCGUCGAGGCCCACUGACCUCGUAGAUGAUCAUGUGGCCACUGCGGGGCUUCUCUUACCGCCGCGUUGGAAGCACCUGAGACGAGAAGCGGUUGGCUUUUACGCGAAAGAAGCUCCAGGCAGGGAUAUCGCUCUGGGCCAAGCACUGGAGAACGUGUUUGGGCGAGCUGAAAGAACGUUUGAGCAGCAGAAUGGGAUCGGUGAGGCCGAUGCUGAGCGCGAUGCAGGCGUUCAUUACAUACACGGCCGACAUCGGGUCAGCAUCUCUACCAAGAUCUAUCAGCAAUCUUGUAGUACCGACGCAGGCCCAUGCAAGGAAGUCACGCCUACGGCGAGCUCACUCAUUGCACGUGCUGCCAAUGAUGCUCCUGACGCUGCACGAGACGUGUCAGAGACGACGAUGUCAACAUCCACAGGCGCCCCCGCCUCUUUACUGGACUCGAGGGCGAUCUAUCUCUGGUCGGCCAAUGUACAGACAGGGGAGGAGACCAAUCUAAGCAAGAUGGCACCCGCAACGUGGCUAUCCUCCUUUGCAAGAUUUCUCGAGACUAUCAUAUACCAUCCUCAAGGGGAGCGCGACAACGAACCCUACGAUACAGUCAGACUCUUCCAGAGGGGUGCAACGGUUGCCAAAGUUUGUGUUGCUCCGCUGACAGUCUAUCGGUUUGAGAUCGAGGGCCCGGUGGUGUGCAAGAUUGGCAGUAGCAGGCUCGAUGGGGUCACUUUGGGCGCAGAGGUGCGAGACACUCUUGACGCAGAGAUUCGGACCUUCUUUGCGUCCUUGGAAGAGGCUAUCGUCGCAGUGGAAGCGAGCUGCAUCUCUGAGCCAUCCAAAGAUCAGCAGGACAGCCUUCAGGAAUCGAACCCGGUUCCAAUUGCCGAGGGCGACACUGGAUCAGAGCCGCUGGAAGCGCUGCGGACACUUAGAAGGCAUAUGAAAGAAGAUGAGUCCGAGCUACUGGCCACCGUACAGACGAUAGUAUUCGAGGAGGUCAAUGAUCUCCGUAGGAAAUUCGCAAUCCUCUUGCAAAAGACUCUCGAGCGCUUCGAGGUAUUGCGGCAGGGGUAUCGAUCCUACGGCAAGCCGCUUGGCAGCGAAGGGGAGCAACUGCGGAAGCCGCUGUGGGUGACGUCGGGCCACUACACCUUCCCAGGCUCGGGCUACCUGGUCCGCGAGGAUGAGCCACUGUCGGUCAUUGCCUUUUCUCUCAGCUCGCGCGAAUACAAGAACGAGCUCCACAUGCCACAGCAGUCCCCCUCUGACGGCAAUGCUUACGGUCUUGAUUCGCAGAGAGGCACCGACUCUCCUAGUGGCGGCAGCUCCCGCUUCAGCACCAUCAGCAUUGCCUCACUAGCCUCGUCUACGUCGCACCGUCAGGAAGAGGACGAGCCUGCGGAGAAGAUAUCUGCACCGAAAGACUCUCCCAGUGAGGGGGAAACGUUCCGCGUUGCCAUCAAGAGGAAGAAGAGGGCAAAAGAAGGCUCCAUCCUAGCCUUGACACUGCGAAGAGUCGGCUCCAACGUUUCUGCAGCCGCUAGUCAGCUUCACAGUAUCCGAGCCGACGUUGCGGCGCACAGGUCAGAAGGGAGAAGCUACGAUGUCCUGUCUAUGUCGGGACUUGACCCCGCGUUGCUGGGUAAUACAGACACGCUACACGCGCCUCGCGGCCGCAAGAAAUUCGUCUCGGACACCAUCAGCUCGUCGGAGUCUAGCAGCACCUUCCGAGCUCAGGUGACGCCUGUACCGAACCGCGUGUCCACACUGAGCUCGAUGUUCGCCAAGGGUAGCACACAAGAUGACGCCCUUCGAGUGCCUCCGGGAGGGACCAGCCUGGACACUACUGCUUCUCCAGCCUUGUGGGCACCUCGACUACGCCCCCAACACAGUACCUCCUCUCUACGCGAUGAGUCUGGGCAACCUUCGGGCAGCGCUCAAAAAGAGUCUCCACACAUCAAGCACAAUGUGAUCCAAGGCAAUGUCAAAGUCUCCUGCACCUCCUGGUUCGCAGAGGACUUUGCAGCCCUUCGAGCAAAGUGGGGAAUCGAAGAAGACUUCGUCGCGAGCCUCAGCAAGAGCUCCCCUUGGGUCGCUAUGGGUGGUAAGAGCCGGAGUACCUUUUUCAAGACUCUGGACGAGAAGUGGAUCAGCAAGCAGCUGCUCACGGUCUGGAAUGUGGAUGAGAAGGACGCCUUGCUCGAAUUUACCCCGGCAUAUAUUCGGUACAUGAUGAACUCUCAUAUCAAUGACUGUCCUUCCCUCCUGGUCAAGAUCGCAGGAUCUUACAGUCUGAAAAUCAAGGAUAUGAAGACGGGCGAGGUCAGGUUGAAGAUGAGUCUAAUGAUUCUCGAGAACGUCUUUGCUGACGGCGACGAAAAGACGAUCAAGUUCGACCUCAAGGGGAUCAAGGAAAGAAGGGCCACUAGGGCUACGCCGACGGAUGGUGUGUCAUCUGCACCGCCGUCUGUCUUGUGGGAUGCAGAGUGGAUCGAGAGCUAUCAGGCAAAGGCAUUCGUACCCGAGGAGGAGCGGAAUCUCUUCACAAAGGCUCUGAGAAAUGACUUGGCCUUUCUGACUGAAUCAAAAGUCAUGGAUUUCUCACUACUAGUAGGCGUCAAUGAAUCUUCCUCUCUCUCUCACUCCAGCAAAAAAGACGACGGCCACACGAGCGUCUCAGCUCAUCCCAGUCCCUCGAUUCGUGUGCGCAUAGUAGACUACAUCAGUGCCUUUACCCUAGCCAAGCAGCUCGAAUCCUCUUCAAAAAAGGCUCUCAAGAGCACAGAAGCUAAAGGCAGCGUCACCGUCCUUCCCCCAAGCGAGUACGCGGCGAGAUUCGAAGCUGCGAUGCUUUCCUACUUUAUUGGAGUGCCGGGACAAGAUUGGGAGAAGGGUGGCAAGGCGGGCGAGGGGACGACGGAUGCACACUUUGCAGGUCUGCCGAGCGUCUUUUGA
Messenger RNA from Microstroma glucosiphilum, 5343 nucleotides. RefSeq lists its product as hypothetical. Gene Ontology annotation, molecular function: 1-phosphatidylinositol-3-phosphate 5-kinase activity. Gene Ontology annotation, cellular component: endosome membrane; fungal-type vacuole membrane. Gene Ontology annotation, biological process: phosphatidylinositol phosphate biosynthetic process. Bases 1 to 5343 code for a protein of 1780 amino acids. The transcript has 4 exons. The record is from RefSeq and is a predicted model, not a curated record. Lineage: Eukaryota; Fungi; Basidiomycota; Exobasidiomycetes; Microstromatales; Microstromataceae.